This is a messenger RNA of Purpureocillium takamizusanense, 2565 nucleotides long. It is a transcript of the gene ERB1, whose product is annotated as Ribosome biogenesis protein erb1. Bases 181 to 2463 code for a protein of 760 amino acids. Gene Ontology annotation, cellular component: PeBoW complex; preribosome, large subunit precursor. Gene Ontology annotation, molecular function: ribonucleoprotein complex binding; protein binding. The record is from RefSeq and is a predicted model, not a curated record. The transcript has 2 exons. NCBI's taxonomy places the organism in Eukaryota, Fungi, Ascomycota, Sordariomycetes, Hypocreales, Ophiocordycipitaceae. Gene Ontology annotation, biological process: ribosome biogenesis; maturation of LSU-rRNA from tricistronic rRNA transcript (SSU-rRNA, 5.8S rRNA, LSU-rRNA).
CUCUCCAGAGUUGAUGGAGUUCUCAUCUAAGCCAGAGAAACAAAACCCUGUGCGCCGUCUUGAGUCCUGGGCCACAUCGCCUUGGAUCGAUUGCUUUCGCAAUCAUUAUCAGGGGGAGUUCGACGCCACCCAGUCUUACUACGCAUCGUCCGCUUCCGCAGGUCGACUUCCACGACUCCAAUGACGCCUCCAAUGGCGUCGCGCAAGCGUAAAGGCUCCGACGCUGCGACUGUCUCCUCCCAGCUCGGCGAGGAUGGCUUUGACGGGGAUCUUCUCGAUGAUAUCUUAUCACAGAGUGAGGAUGAUGCCUUCGAGGGCGUUUCCGAGGCUGAAGAUGUCGCAUCUUCUGCGUCAGAAGAUGAUGAGAACGGCGGCGUAUUCAGCGACGACGAGGAUGAAGAAAAUAGCAGCGUCAACGAGGAGGCGUCAAGCGGCGAGGACAAUGACGCUGGACCAACAAAAGCUAACAAUCCUAAUUAUCGCAUCGCGACCGACGCCAAUGGCGGUGAGCGCUACGAGUACGCCGAGAUUGAUCCCGUCUACGACAGCGACGACAGCGAUGCUAAAGAGCCCGCAAACACGAUUGGUAAUAUUCCUCUUUCCUUUUACGACUCUUAUCCGCACAUCGGCUACGACAUCAACGGCAAGAAGAUCAUGCGCCCGGCCACCGGAGAGGCUCUCGACGCUCUCCUGGACAGCAUCGAGUUGCCCAAGGGCUGGACAGGUCUUACCGAUCCACAGACGGGCAAGCCACUCAAUCUCACACAGGACGAACUUGAGCUGCUACGACGCCUUCAGAUGGGAGAGGUUCCUGAAGAUGGAUACGACCCGUACCCAGAUCUGGUUCCGUACUUUACGAGUAUCGAAGAGAAGAUGCCGCUCAGCGCCGCUCCCGAGCCAAAACGUCGUUUUGUCCCAUCCAAGCAUGAAGCCAAGCGCGUAGCCCAACUCGUGCGAGCCAUACGCGAAGGUCGGAUCCUGCCGUACAAGCCGCCCGAAGAAGCCGCGAAGGAGAAAGAGACCGAGGAGGAAACAUAUUAUGACAUAUGGGCCAACGAGGAACCCCAAGAUCCUCAUGUCAUGAACAUCCCAGCGCCAAAGCUGGCGCCUCCCGGAUAUGACCUCAGCUACAACCCCCCGGCGGAAUACCUGCCGACGAAUGAGGAGCGGCGGGUGUGGGAGACCGCCGACCCUGAAGACCGCGAGAAAGAAUACCUUGCGAACAAAUAUGACUCGUUGCGUAAGGUUCCUGGCUAUGGCUCGUUCGUCAAAGAGCGAUUCGAGCGAUGCCUGGACCUUUACCUCGCUCCACGCAUCCGGAAGAACCGACUCAACAUUGACCCCAGUUCCUUGCUUCCCAAGCUUCCUCGACCAGAGGACUUGAAGCCGUUCCCAACUGUCUGCCAAACCAUAUACAGGGGCCAUGAGGGCCGCGUGCGUUCGGCUGCAUUUAGCCCUGAUGGUGAAUGGGUUGCCUCAGGCGGUGACGAUGGCACCGUUCGGGUCUGGACGCUCAAUGGCCAUCAAGAUUGGACCGUGAAGCUCCCAUCUGAGGAACCUGUGGAUGUAGUGAGGUGGCGACCGGGCAGGGAGUCCUUCAUUCUCGCUGCUGCGGCCGGUGAAGACAUCUAUCUCAUGGUUCCGCCUCUAUGCAGCGACGCUGUCGACAAGUCGAGCCGCGAUGUGCUGGAUGCUGGCUUUGGUUAUGCCGCCAAUGGCGGUACUAAUCUGGCCACCAACGGGAACAAGGAGCCCACGGCUCGGUGGUCAAGACCUGGGUCUAAGCUAGAGGAGGCUGGUGUUCUCCUGAAGAUAACCGUUAGGGCGGCGAUCAAGACUCUCAACUGGCACAGGCGCGGCGACUUCCUCUGCUCGGUCUCCCCCACAGGGCAGCGAAGCUCCGUUGCAAUUCACACCAUAUCAAAACACCUCAGCCAGAUCCCCUUCCGCCGCCUACCGGGCCUAGCUCAGACGGCUCAGUUUCACCCGUCUCGGCCGCUCUUCUUCGUCGCCACCCAGCGCAUGAUUCGCUGCUACGACUUGCAAAGGCAGGAGCUUGUCAAAGUGAUCCAGCCUGGCGCGCGCUGGAUUUCGUCGUUCGAUGUCCAUUCCGGCGGGGACAAUCUCAUCGUUGGGUCCUACGACCGUCGGCUUUUGUGGCACGACCUGGACCUAUCUAGUCGGCCGUACAAGACGAUGAGGUUCCACGGGCAAGCCAUUCGCUCGGUCAAGUACCACCGGGCGUUGCCGUUAUUCGCUGAUGCAAGCGACGACGGAACUUUGCAGGUAUUCCACGGCAAGGUCGUGAGCGACUUAAUGGAAAGUGCCACUAUCGUCCCUGUCAAGAUGCUUCGGGGACACACCGUUGUCAACAAGCUGGGAGUGCUCGAUGUAGACUGGCACCCCAAGCAUCCCUGGUGCCUGAGCGCUGGAGCCGAUGGUACAUGCAGACUAUGGACAUGAAGAACGGGCAUGGGGCCGAGGCGGUCAUGCCGAUGCCGGCACUGUAGAUGCCAGCGGGGGCGUGGUAGAUCAUGUAACAUGGGAGAAAUUAUGAGAGCCGCC